Molecule: messenger RNA, 316 nt
Organism: Ilex paraguariensis (yerba mate)
Lineage: Eukaryota; Viridiplantae; Streptophyta; Magnoliopsida; Aquifoliales; Aquifoliaceae
Source: the annotation of a GenBank genome assembly
AUGUUUGACCCUUCUAAAGUUGGUGUGUUUGAUCCUCCUUUGCAAAAAGAAAAACCUAUUGCGGAGACUACACGUGCUAAGAAUCUGGGUGUUUCUAAAAUGACCCAACCUGAAGAGCUCGGGACUGCGUUUGAAAAAGCCUCUGAAGUUUCUGAGAUCGUCGCUAUGGGGGUUCAAGGGUGUGUUCAUGCCAAUUUGAGCCAACUUGUGGAGGAGCAAAACUUGCUACACAAUCCUACCAUGGCAGAUCGGGGGCUCUUGUCGUUGUUGUUCAAGGCUAACUAUUAUACCUUCAAAUAUGAAAACCCAAGCACAG